CGCCUCCUAAAUCUCGCGAAUAAAUAAGCGAGCAGGAGAAAGCAGCUGACAGAGAGAGAGAGAAGGGGAAAGCAGAGGAAGGAAGGUCAAGCCGUCAAGGCAUCGUCGAGGAGGAGAGAGAGGGCUUCUUCGCAGCAACGCCACGGGAGAUUCUUGGGUGGAGGCGCAGCGUGGAGAAGAAAAAGCUUCUUCCUUUCUUGACCUCUCGGGGGUGGUUCCAUGGAGAGGGAUUUCCUGGGCGCGAUUGGCCGGCCGGAGAAGGACGGCGAGGCGGUGAAGGAGCAGGGAAGAACGGAGCCAGAUUACCCAGGAGCAGCUCCGGCGAUGCAGUGGCAGUUUCCGGCGAAGUCUGGUGUGGCACCGGCUGUGAUGUCCUUCAGGUCGGUGAGGGAGGACAACUCCAAGGAGUUCUCCAUCUCUGGCUUCCGGCCGGUGGCGGUGACCGGAGAUGCCUUUGACGGCAUCAAGAAGCAGGCCUCCUUGCCUGUGAUGCCUCAGCAGAGGCAGCUUGGGUUGGACACUCAGGUCACUGUGCAGCAGUAUGCUGCGGCAGCACACUGUCACCGCGCGCAGGCAGCACAUCAUCUCUUGGGUGGAUCCAGGAUGGCUCAGCCUUUGUCGCGCCAUCCUGUGCCGUUCAAUCCGGCGAAUCCGGCGCUCAGGGUGCAGAGCCUCCACAACGCUGCCGGUAGCCUAUUCAGGAAUCAACCUUUCACCACGAGCAAUGCGGUCAAUGGUUCUACUGUCGGCAAGUAUGGCGUAAGGAAUCAGAAGUCGACACAGUUGACAAUAUUCUACGGUGGUUCGGUGAAUGUAUUCGAUAACGUCCCGGCAGAGAAGGUUCAAGAACUUAUGCUGUUAGCCAGCAGGGCAUCUAUUCCAAGCCCACCCAGCUCACUCCGCAAACCGGAUUCGCCUAUUUCAGCCCCUGCAAAGGUCAAAGUGCCUGAGGUUUUGCCUGCAAGGCAGAUUCUAUCUCAGAAACCAGAGUCUUCAGUGCCUCAUUUAGCAAGCACUUCAAGUCCAACCCCAAACGUGCCACAAGCUGCGGCUCUCCCCCGGAGCACAUCUAACUGUACCACCGAGUGUACCGGGCCAAAAACUGCUGUUCAACCACCAGUCGUUGCUCCUACCAGUCAGGCAUCCUCGUCUCUGCCGACGCCAUUAACAACUACAACUGCUGAAGCUAUUAUGCGAAGAGCUGUUCCUCAAGCUCGGAAAGCAUCUCUUGCCCGAUUCUUGGAGAAGCGAAAAGAGAGAGUGACAAGUGUUGAGCCAUACCCAACAUCGAAGAUUCCAUUAGAGGGCAGCGACACCAUAGGCAGCGCCAGCGCUCCAGCCAAAUCAUCGUCCACCGACAUUGCCCCAAGCUACAAUGGCGAGGAGCCCUUGCGCUUCGGUCAGCCGAGGAACAUCAGCUUCAGCAGUGAGGUGUGCCCCAGCACAAAGUUGCAGAUCUAAAAUCUGAUCACAGUCCGUAAUAUACUCGGACUCUGAGAGCAAAAGCUGGACACUUUCUUUUGCAUUCAGCUGAGGCAGGAGCAAAGGAAGAUAUGAAGAUUAGGCCAUUUGAUGUGCUAUAAUUUUGUUUGGCUAGAUAUAAUUAUAUACAGUGAUGGCCUAGCCGGUAGCUGCUGCAGCGCGCUGCUAACAAGGCUGUGACGUGCUUGCUGGUUUCAGACUCUUCUUGAUUGUUUUUUUUUUUUGCCCUGAUCGAUUGUAUUAUUCUGCAUGAGAAGGAGACGUGCUGCUUUAUCUGAGUAUUAUAGGUUUACAGGUUUCAGCUCAUGUGAUGGUGCUCUUUUUUGUUCGUGUACUGAUUUGAACAUACAAGCUUCAGAAUUCAAGAGCAAAUGUUAUGGCAUAGCCUUUGACA
Molecule: messenger RNA, 1876 nt
Organism: Phragmites australis (common reed)
Lineage: Eukaryota; Viridiplantae; Streptophyta; Magnoliopsida; Poales; Poaceae
Product: protein TIFY 6a-like
Exons: 7
Coding region: 220-1461 (413 amino acids)
Biological process (GO): response to wounding; regulation of jasmonic acid mediated signaling pathway; regulation of defense response
Cellular component (GO): nucleus
Source: RefSeq, a predicted model, not a curated record